This is a messenger RNA of Mauremys mutica (yellowpond turtle), 2104 nucleotides long. RefSeq names its product peptidyl-tRNA hydrolase 2 (gene PTRH2). Gene Ontology annotation, molecular function: peptidyl-tRNA hydrolase activity. NCBI's taxonomy places the organism in Eukaryota, Metazoa, Chordata, Testudines, Geoemydidae. The transcript has 3 exons. Gene Ontology annotation, cellular component: cytosol; mitochondrion. Bases 281 to 895 code for a protein of 204 amino acids. Gene Ontology annotation, biological process: positive regulation of anoikis; negative regulation of anoikis. The record is from RefSeq and is a predicted model, not a curated record.
CUCUCACAUCACUUCCGCUCAGGCCGAAAAAUUCGUGCUCGAUUUUUUUCCCCCUUUAUUUUUAAUUUUCCUUCCCGUUGGCCGGUGGUGACGUCUCAAGGAGGUGCUGCAUCCCGGAUUAAAUAAUUUGCGAUUGAGACGUACGCGCGUGACGUCAUAGGCGGGCGCCGAUUGCUGGGGGAAAGUGGCCGGAAGCGCCUUAGGCUCGCGCGUGGCGGGCACUCCCCCCGAACCCUGCUUCCAGUUGCUGCAGAGCCAGUGCUUGGGAUGGGGGCAGCGCAUGGACUCCCAUAGCCCCCCACCUAGGAGCUGGACCUGCUCGCUGCUUCUGGGGCACAGAGUGAUGCCCCAGGACAGUCAAUCUCCCACUGCUACUAUGGAUUCUCUCUUUAAACCGGGUGUCCUCAGCGUAAUUGCAGGAGUCGCAUGUGGAGUAUGCCUGGGCUGGGGCAUUCGUGGGCGAUUCUUUAGACCAUCCAGAGCCAAAAUGCCUGUGUUUGCAAAUGAGCUAAGGAAUGAAGCCAGUAUCAUGGGAGAGUCUGGAGAAUACAAGAUGGUGCUGAUAGUCCGUAAUGACUUAAAGAUGGGAAAGGGUAAAGUAGCAGCACAGUGUUCUCAUGCUGCAGUUUCUGCCUACAAGCAAGUUCAACGAAGAAAUCCUGAGCUCCUUAAACAGUGGGAGUAUUGUGGACAGCCAAAAGUGGUUCUCAAAGCCCCUAAUGAAGAGUCGCUAGUUCAACUCCUUGUUGAUGCUAAAGAGCUGGGACUGACUGUGAGUAUAAUCCAAGAUGCAGGUCGUACUCAGAUAGCACCAGGCUCCCGGACUGUACUAGGGAUUGGACCAGGACCAGCUGAUGUAGUGGAUAAAGUUUCUGGCCAUCUCAAACUCUUCUAAGAUGGAGAACAAGCCUGAGUUUUAUUGGAGCAAUUGUAUCCUUCAGCACCAAAGUAGUAAUGGGGAUAAAAUCCAAGCUGUUUUCUGCUUUAGUAAAAAUAAAAAGUAUGUCUAUCUUUAGACCUUUUCUUGCCUAGUAUGGUCACUUUGUUUCUGUUUAAAUAUCUAACUGCUGGGAUCAGCACAAUGAAUUGCAAAGGAAGAGCAAUCCUAAAAUUCUCCUUUGGAGGGAGCGGAACACAAAUCCUGGACCAAACAGAGGGCACCUAAAUGCCUGAGACCUAAAAUGGUGCCUUUGAGGAGACUGCAGAAGUGCAGUAGCCCUGGAACUGUAACAUAGCUUACUUUUACAACCUUAAAUACCACCUUUGUACUGCAACCAUUUCAGCCAUCUCUAGCAUGAAACACAACUGUUAAAUAGCAUGCAACAACUCUAAGACAGAAAGGGAAGAAUCCAGUAUCCAACAGAAUUUGCAGGGGAAAUGGUAGGUGGGUAAGAUGUCACUGCCCACGCUGAAAGAGCAAGCCUAACCCCACUAUUCUUUGGAAGAGUGCCAAGCAGUGUUGGAGGGUGGUAACUCAUUAGGAGCUUGACUUGAAGCUCAGCAAACCAGAAUGAAGAACAGUUCUGAGACCAAUUCAGCAGAGUUUGUUUCCUUUGCCACUAAGGUACUUAAACAGUCAGAUUCUCUUCCCAGUUCCACAUACAAGGCAGCUGAAAAAAGGAUAGGUUCUAAUUUCCUUGGAGACUAGCAUGUUGGAACAAGUAUGAGGUCACUGAUUCCUUCCCUCCCCAUCCAAUAUCUGGGUGUUGUGUUUUAGCUUGCGCUGUGCCACCAGGGCUAACUGCAAAUUAAAUGUUUUAGAAGAAUAUCUGGAAAAUAGCUCCCUUAAUAGUUUGAGGCAUGCACUUGGGGAGAUGAAAUAACAGUAGAGCUCUGAAACCAUAACUGUGACCACAUUAGCAACUGUCUCUACAUGAAACAUUUAUGCAAUAAAUCAACUGAUGCAACAUCAUGUAAUCAAAUAAGACUGAAGCUCAACUCCAAUUGCAGUGUUCUAUCCUUGCCUUUAAGAAAAUAGUGAAAAGCAACAGGUGGCCCUUGGUGUAGGGUGCAAGCCAUGUUAUUGCACUACCCCCUGCUGGUUGGCUUGUGUAAUGGUACUCUGAGUGAAAGGAAAUUGGAACACUGCCAGCUAGGAUAAGCC